Messenger RNA from Lactuca virosa, 1112 nucleotides. The record is from the annotation of a GenBank genome assembly. NCBI's taxonomy places the organism in Eukaryota, Viridiplantae, Streptophyta, Magnoliopsida, Asterales, Asteraceae.
CGUUCGCCUCGUUAUCGUUUCGACCAAAAAAGGAAGGUUUCUCAAUGGAGUCACUGGUUCUAUCAUCAUCAUCUUCUUCAUCUUCGUAUUCUUCAAUUGGUGGCUUUCUGGAGCAAAAACACAACUUAAAUCAACAUUUAAGAAAUGGAUUCACUUUAUCUUUCCCCUUUUCUUCGCAAAAUUUGCCUUUUAGCGUCAGAAAAUCAGUAGUUAUGGCCGCCAAGAAAAAUCACAAUUCCGACAAGAAGAAACAAGAUCGACAUAGCUUUGUAGCGAAACCAGAUGAAACCACUGGUAUUUUCCCUGAAUCAGUUUUGCUUAAACAGAAAGUAGUUCAAGAAGAUGGUAAACUUCUUCCAGAAUUUGCAGAUGCUGAUGAACAGGAACUCUAUGAAGCUCUAAAUCUUAUGCUAGAAAGUGAUUUGGAUGAUGAACGAAACCGACACUAUGAAGUGGUCUAUUUAAUCCAUGAGAACUUUGAAGAAGAAGUUGAGAAAGUAAAUCUUAAAAUUCAAGAGUUUCUAACAGAGAAAAAGGGCCGAGUUCAUAGAUUCAGUGACUGGGGACUUCGAAGACUCGCAUACAAAAUCCAAAAAGCAAAAAACGCGCAUUACAUCUUGAUGAACUUUGAGAUUGAAGCAAAAUGGAUCAAUGAAUUCAAGAGCUUGCUUGAUAAAGAUGAGAGAAUCAUCCGACACCUUGUCAUGAAACAAGAUGAAGCUGUCACGGAGGAAUGCAUCCCUCCACCUGAGUUUCACACUCUUCGUGCUGACAUGGAUGACAAUGAUGAUGAUGAUGAUGAUGAAGAAGAUGAAGAUGUAAUGAAUGUGGAUGAUGGUGAUGAUACGGUUAUCAUUUAUGUUGAUGAGGAUGAGGAUUUGGGUGAUCAUGGAAACCGCAAACCCGCAAGUUUAAAGGUUGGAGGAACAAGAAAACUUGAAAAAUCUGGGAAAUUUAGUCGAUAGUUGUUGUUCUUGUUCUUGGGACCUUGUGAUGUAUGUGUUUAUGUUUUAAGUUUUUGUUUGUUGUUGUUAUAUGAACCAAGAAUCUUUAUAACUUUUUUUUGAGACCGAUGAUAGUUUUGACUAUUAAAGUCAAAUGUGUUGAAUUUG